AUGGGGGAGAAGCAUGGCGGGAGCCACCGGGCCCUGCUCAACGAGGGAGAGGAGGCUGAAGUGGAGAUCUUUGGCUACAAGAGCCGGGGCCUCCGGAGGGCCCUGUGCCUGGCCGGCUACGUCCUCUCCUGCGGGGGCCUCCUGCUUCUCUUCCACUGGAAACCCCAGUGGGGCGUCUGGGCCAACUGCCAGCCCUGCAGCCUGGAAGAGGCCGACGUGGUGCUGCUCCGGACCACGGAUGAAUUUCAGAUUUGCACCCGGAAAAACGUGACCUGGAUUCCUCUGCCUGCCCACCUGAAGCCCGGCUCUCUCCCCACGGACGAGGAGGAGCCGCUCCUCAACAGGGUCAUCGAGAGACCCGGGUUCAAGGUGCGGUCCCUCCAGGUGCAGAAGAUCCGCUACGCCUGGGACUUCUCUGCGCGAGAGUUCCGGAAAGUCGGAGCCCUGGAGGACCAUUGGAGCUCCCUGGAGGUCCACGCCAGGUUCGGGGCAGGGCUGAGCAGCUCCCAGCAGGAGCUCAGGAGAGAAAUCUGUGGCCCCAACACCAUCGACAUCGAAGUCACACCGAUCUGGAAGCUGCUGGUCAAGGAGCAAUCUGUGAAGCUGCACCAGCUGGUGGAAUCCCAUAAUAGUGUCCUGGUCAAGGUGUUCAGGAAACAGACAGGCACCCAGGAGGUGGAGUCCCGCCAUCUGGUGCCCGGAGACACCCUGAUCCUGGACGAGGGCAGGAGACUGAUGCCCUGCGAUGCCCUCCUGCUCAGCGGCCAGUGCAUCGUCAACGAAGGCAUGCUGACCGGGGAAAGUCUUCCCAUCACCAAGACCAGCCUGCCCCAGGACUGCAAGAGCAACCAACCGUGGCAUCUCAGCUCCUCCGAGGACAGCAAGAGGCACCUUCUCUUCUGUGGGACAGACAUCAUCCAGGCCAAGGGAGGGGAUGGAGGACCAGCAAGGGCCGUCGUGCUGCGGACCGGUUUCAACACGGCCAAGGGAGACCUGGUGAGAUCCAUCCUGUACCCCAAGCCGAUGAACUUCCGCCUCUACAGGGACGCCAUGCAGUUUCUCCUGUGCCUGGUGAUGCUGGCGGCCAUCGGGAUGGUCUACGCCAUCUGCGUCUUUGUAAUCAAUGGGCAAGAGGCAGGCGAGGUGGUGAAGAAAGCCCUGGAUGUCAUCACCAUCGCUGUGCCUCCAGCCCUGCCGGCUGCCCUGACCACCGGCAUCAUCUACGCCCAGAGGAGGCUGAAGAAAAAGGGGGUUUUCUGCAUCAGCCCCCAGAGGAUCAACGUGUGUGGCCAGCUGAACCUCCUCUGCUUCGACAAGACGGGCACCCUCACGGAAGACGGGCUGGACCUGUGGGGCAUCGUCUUGGCCCAAGGAAAGAGCUUCCAGGAGGUCCAUCGCUUCUCUUCUGGACCCCCAAUGCCUUGGGGCCCGGCAUAUGCGGCCAUGGCCUGCUGCCAUUCCUUGAUGGUCCUGGAUGGGAAGAUUCAGGGGGACCCACUGGACCUCAAGAUGUUCGAGGCAACUCACUGGGUGCCCGUGAAGGGCCUGGCCGUCCUUCGGCAGUUCCCCUUUUCUUCAGCCCUGCAGCGGAUGACGGUGGUGGCCCAGGAGGCCCCUGGGGACGGCCAGGUCUUCAUGAAGGGCGCCCCGGAGAUGGUGGCCAGUUUCUGCCAGCCGGAGACAGUGCCCCCCAGCUUUGCCCGGGAACUCCAGGGCUGCACUUCCCAGGGCUUCCGAGUCAUUGCCUUGGCACACAAACGCUUGCAGGAAGGAAGGCUGGCUGCCUCCAUGACCAGGGAGGAGCUGGAGUCCGGCCUGACCUUCCUGGGACUGCUGGUCAUGGAGAACCGCCUGAAGAGCCAGUCCAGGCCGGUCCUGCAGGAGCUCAGCCAGGCCGGCCUCCGGAGCGUGAUGGUCACCGGCGACAACCUUCAGACGGCGAUCACCGUUGCCAGGAACGCGGGCAUGAUCCCCCAGGGCAGCCGGGUGGUUCUGGUGGAAGCGAGGGCCUGGCCAGGGCAGCCCUCGGCCUCUGUCAGCUGGGAAGAGCUGGAGGAGCCCGGCAGUGGCCCAGAGGUGAGCGGCCUGGCGGAGGGGAGGCAGAGGGGCAUGGGGUACCCUCCACCCGCCGGGGACCUUGGCUGGCACUUCUGCCUGAGUGGGGGCUCCUACGAGGUCCUCAGCCAGCACUUCGGGCACCUCCUGCCACAGCUGCUGCUGAACGGGACGGUCUUUGCCCGGAUGUCUCCGGCCCAGAAGGCCCACCUGGUGCAACAGUUCCAGCAGCUUGACUACUACGUGGGCAUGUGUGGAGACGGGGCCAACGACUGUGGGGCCCUGAAGGAGGCCCACGCUGGGAUCUCCCUCUCCCAGCAGGCGGCCUCGGUGGCUUCCCCCUUCACCUCCCAGGUCCCCACCAUUGAGUGUGUGCCGGAGCUGAUCAGGCACGGCAGGGCAGCCCUGGUCACCUCCUUCUGCAUGUUCAAGUACAUGGCCCUCUUCAGCCUGGCCAGCUACAUCGGGGUCCUCCUGCUCUACUGGCAACUCAACUCCUUUGGGAAUUACCAGUUCCUCUUCCAAGACUUGGCCAUCACCACCCUCAUCGGGAUGACAAUGAGCCUGAACGGGCCCCACCCCAGCCUGGCGCCCUAUCGCCCCCCCACGCAGCUGAUCGCCCCUCCGCUGCUGCUCUCCGUGGUGCUGAACCUGCUCCUCAGCCUGGCGGUGCAGCUGAGCGGGUUCCUCCUGGUGCAGCAGCAGCUCUGGUACUCGGCCAGCGACAUCCACAGCGCCUGCUCCCCUGGGAACGCCACUCACGGCCCCCAAGCCCCCCUGCCCCGGCAGGGCUUCCAGAGCUACGAGAACACCAGCGUCUGGCUCCUCUGCACCCUCUACUGCCUGACGGUGGCCGUGGUCUUCUCCAAGGGGAGGCCCUUCCGGGAGCCCCUCUACAGAAACUAUGUCUUUGUGGCAGUCCUGAUGGCGCAGCUGGCGGCCUGCCUCUUCUUCCUCUUUGCCAACAUCGAGGGACUNUAUUGGGGCUGCUCCUUACUGGAGUGGCUGAUAGAGAACCGGGCGCUCUGGCGGUGGCUGAAGAGGGCCGUGGGCUACCAGUCCAGCAGCCGCUACAAGCAGCUCCAGCGGACCCUGCGGCAGGACCCUGCGUGGCCCCCCAGCAACAGGACGGACUUCUCGGGCUGCACGGCUGUCCCCCUCGAAGGGCCGGGCCCCACCUACACCAAUCCGGCCUUUGUGAGCCACGAGCAGCCCUGCCACAACUGCUGA
Thamnophis sirtalis is the source of this 3285-nucleotide messenger RNA. NCBI's taxonomy places the organism in Eukaryota, Metazoa, Chordata, Lepidosauria, Squamata, Natricidae. The record is from RefSeq and is a predicted model, not a curated record.